AUGGCUUCCUCCUUACCUUCCACUUCACCUUCUGCCGCUACUGUUAAACCUGUAACUCUAGCUUCCACCACCAAGUCCCCACGCUUUUCUCACUCCUCCAUCUCUUUCCCUCUUCUCUCUCCUAAUUCCAACAACACCCUCCGCUUCUUCAACAAGGGAUUAUGCUCCAGGGUUAAGGCCCAGUUAAAUCAGGUUUCCCUUGACGGUUCUUCCAAUGAUGUGCCUCCUGUUGAAGCUAAUUCAGAUGUGGAACCACCGACCGCAUCUUCGAUUGAACCAUCUUCUUCAGUCCUGGCAGAUGAAGAAUCAAUCAAUCAGUUUUUUACUCAAGUUGCAAGUCUUGUUAAGCUUGUUGAUUCAAGAGACAUUGUAGAGUUGAAGCUGAAGCAGCUAAACUGUGAAGUAACAAUCAGGAAAAAAGAGGCUUUGCCUCAACCAGAAUAUGCUCCUCCGUCUUCAGUGGCGUAUUCACCACAAUUGCAAGCGGCACCCCCUGUUGCGCCGUCGAAUACUCAGGCUCCUCCUCCUUCGCCGUCAACUUCUCUCGUUGCUGUCAAGUCAUCUAAGUCAUCACGUCCGCCUCUUAAAAGCCCCAUGGCGGGGACAUUCUACCGAUGUCCUGCACCGGGUGAACCUCCAUUUGUGAAGGUUGGAGACGAAGUAAAGAAGGGCCAAGUCUUGUGCAUCAUUGAGGCAAUGAAAUUGAUGAAUGAAGUAGAAGCUGAUCAGUCAGGAACUAUAGUUGAAAUUGUCGCGAAAGAUGCCCAGCCAGUAAGCGUUGGUUCUCCCCUAUUUGUGAUUGAACCGUAG
Messenger RNA from Lathyrus sativus (Indian pea), 810 nucleotides. The record is from the annotation of a GenBank genome assembly. NCBI's taxonomy places the organism in Eukaryota, Viridiplantae, Streptophyta, Magnoliopsida, Fabales, Fabaceae.